Manduca sexta (tobacco hornworm) is the source of this 2011-nucleotide messenger RNA. RefSeq lists its product as uncharacterized. Gene Ontology annotation, molecular function: protein binding. Gene Ontology annotation, cellular component: plasma membrane. The record is from RefSeq and is a predicted model, not a curated record. The transcript has 5 exons. NCBI's taxonomy places the organism in Eukaryota, Metazoa, Arthropoda, Insecta, Lepidoptera, Sphingidae. The coding region runs from base 407 to 1993 and encodes 528 amino acids.
AUUCAUAAAAUCUUUUCACGCAACUCUCAGAACUGGUGAACGAGUGUUUUUCUAUCCAACGUCAUAAUGGAAAGUAUCACUCCGUGUCUUCCAGAACUUUUAAAACAUUGGCAUUAAGUGCGAUUUAUUAAAGAAUAAUAUGGCUCAUUGAUUACAAUGUGUUGCGCAGCGUAGACGUUCUACCUACGAAUAUUUUCUCAUUUGAUAUUUAGCAUUCGGAUCGCAUGGCCCAAGCUAUGUGAAGUGUCAAUACAUAGUGGUUAUUAAAAACUGAGAAAAUGUGUGCACCCAUUACAAUGUUGUAAUAACGAUAAAAUAGUGGUUAAAAUAUAUAAAAUAGUCUCAAGAAAAUAUUAUUAACAAUUUAGACAGUAUAAAAUAUGAGGUAUUAAAUUAGGAGUACAAAAUGAUAUUACCUGAUAACAUUAAUGGUUGUACGUCGCAAGAACGAGAUGUUUUGGAUGGCUCGAUCAAUUUAGAUUCAUUAUAUUGCUCUCAUUUAUGGACUAACAGCGGUUUACGAAACGCACUUAUAUCUGCUCCUUUUAAAGAUAACACUGUUAUAAAAUAUUGUUAUACGUGUAAAAAUAAAAUACGAAAAUAUGAAAUUCAAUCUCCAAUAGAAAGUUUCAUACCAAAUAUUCAUUCCACUCCAAACGGAAGAGUAUUAGUGGAAUCAAUUGAACCUUGUACAACUGAGCAAGAAAAAGGGUCCGUUAAUAACGAAUAUCGCGAACGUAUCGGCUCGCGUGGCCGUUGUUAUGAAGAAAACAGUGCAAAUACGAGUGUUGAAAUAAAACAAUGCAUUCCGUCUAUAUCACAACAACUAGAUUAUACUUUUCGCCAAAAGUAUAUAUCACACGAUACUGAGGCUCAUGAAAUACCUCCGAGAAGACUGAGAAGAAAUCUAAAGGGCAUUGGAUGUGUUAUCAACUUUGUUCUAACUGACAGUCCUGUGAAGAAAAGAACUCAAAUACAAGCAUGCUCAAUUAGUGUGAUGAUUGUGGCAAUUGUAGUCAUAAGUUUUGUUUUGGUUAAUUUUACAACUCCUGAUUUUACACGAACAAAUAACGUGAUAAGUACAAUGGUAGUGCCAAUCAAUAAUGUAAGCUUGAAUAGUACAACACCAAAGGUUUAUAGUUUAAACGAAGAUGUAACAUUAAGAACAGAGUUUGACUUAAAGGAGUAUACUUCCACCAUUGAAUAUUUUAAAGAGUUUGUCACGGAAAAUAAGACGUUAAACUCUAAUAUUAUACUUAAGAUUCGAAAAAAUAUCAGAACUUAUCCAAAACAUUCAAGAAAGGAUGAACCAAAAGACAUCAUAAAUCGAGACUUAUCGCAUAGAUUUUGUUCGUGCCAAAAAGACGAGAUUUGUAUGUUAGAUGAAAGUAGUGGCAAAUCAGUAUGUCGUCAGUCAGCUGAUAUAGAUGAUCCGACGGGUUGUGGGGGUCUUUGUGCUUUAGAAACAGAGGCAUGCCAAUUGGUUGAUAAGAAACUAGGGGUUAGAGUGUGUAGACUCUUAACUCUUGCUACAUGUUCACCGCUAGAAUGGAGGUGUCGCAAUGGACUCUGCAUCUCAGCUGAUGCCCGAUGUGACGGCACUAUACAAUGCUAUGAUCGUUCAGAUGAAGUACAGUGUGAAUGUGAUUUAACAAAGCAGUUUCGUUGCGGUCAUUCCAUAUCAUGUUUCCCCAACUCAAAACUGUGUGACGGAAUUAUAGACUGUUGGGAUGGGUUUGAUGAAGUUAACUGUACGACUGCAUGCCCCGAGGAUAAAUUCACGUGCACGGAUGGACAAUGUAUAAUGUCCACAAGAUUUUGUGAUGGAUUUGCUGAUUGUGCUGAUGGGAGCGACGAACCUCAUGGAUGUGAAGGCGCUUGUGGCGUUCAUGAGAUACGUUGUAAAAACCAGCGAUGCGUGUCGCGCGCAGUGCUUUGUGAUGGUCAUGACGACUGUGGAGAUGCAUCGGAUGAAAUCAAUUGUUCUCAAUAACACCGAUUUAUGUACGCU